AUGCUUAUUCUGGCACUGUUGGCUUUAUUAAGCGGCAUUGAAAUUGUCACGAAACACUUGAAAAAAGGUGUUGAACUUUUUGAGCUCCUCUACAAUUUGUUGGUUUUUACGAGCAUGAUAAUGAGUAUCGUUUCCGUUUGGUUCUCCGCUCGUUCUGGUCAUCGUUUCAAUGGUUUAAUAAUCUCGUUCUCAAUUGGAGCAUUACUUUUUGAGGGAUCGUUUUUAAUGCAACUUCUUCUCAAGAAUGGCUACAAAUUCCCAUUUUGGAGCACAAUUCGAGUGCUACUCUUGACAAUUCUCAAUAUUUCAUCCUUUCAACAAGAUCAACACGAUGAGAACAAUAAAGCUUGUCCAAUCGACUCAGCCGGUUUCUAUUCAAUUCUUUUCAUCUCAUGGUUCACAAAACAAAUCUCCAUUGGGAAUAAAAAGUCUCUCAAAAUGGAAGAUCUCUUCAAUUUACCGAUAAACGCAAAAUCGGAAUUUUUAAGAAAACAAUGGAGAGAAGCUUGGGAAAUUGAGAAGAAAAAUAAACCAAAAAACCCGUCAAUAAUUUGGGCAAUUCAUCGAUGUCAUGGUUGGCACAUCUUCUUCAUAUCAUUGCUGCAAUUGGCGAGUGAUGUGGCAAGGAAUCUGACGAAUCCACUCUUGCUCAAAUGGUUGCUUUCAUCGAUUCACUCUCCAUCAACUCCACUCUCGUUCUCAUUUCUUUGUGCAAUUGGGCUCUUUCUUGGAUCAGAGAUGAAAUCAUUGCUUAGUGGUUAUUAUAAUCAUGGAAUGCUGAAAAUCGCGAUCUAUAUUCAGUCAAUAUUUCAGAAUGCGAUUUUUGAAAAGUCUCUAAAACUCAAUGCUGAGGCUCGUGGCAAGUAUGAUGUAGGAUAUUUGGUGAAUCUAAUGGCCGUUGAUGUGGAAAGAAUUUGCUCGUUCAUCCCGUUUGCCACCGAAUUAGUCACAAUUCCAGUUCAGCUUCUCUUCUCGAUGAUGUUCCUUACGUGGUCUCUCGGUAUCUCUGCUCUUGGUGGCCUAUUUGUAAUCAUUUCUGUGAUCAUCUUCAACAUUCUCUCAUCUCGAUUGAUUAAACGAUUUCAAGCAAAACAGAUGCAAUUGAAAGAUGAAAGGACAAAGAUGUGCAAUGAGGUUCUCAACGGGGUGAAACUCAUCAAAUUAUACGCGUGGGAGGAGGCUUUUGAGAGGAAAAUUCACGAGCUUCGAACAAAAGAGGUGAAAAUGAUCAAAAAAAUCAAUUUGAUUGGUCGUUCUGUUGAUGUGAUCAAUGAAGCAUCUGCAUUUUUGGUAGCUUUUGUCGUUUUUGGAUUAGUUGUACUUAACACAAAUGGAGAGAAUUUGACACCAGAAAUUUGUUUAUUGAUAAUUGACAAAAAAAAACAAUUCAAUUUAUUCAACUCUUUUUCGGUGGUUUUCGUGGCGCUUGCCGUCUUCGCUCAAUUGCGUCGACCGAUGCGUGUUUUAGCUCAAACUUUGCUACAUCUUGUUCAGGCUAAAGUUUCGCAAGCUCGUGUCGAGAGUUUUUUAAUGGAAAACGAGAUUUUGAUAAAGAAAGGAGAGGAAAUUUGGACAAAAAAUGAAGCAAUUAAAAUUGAAAAGGGAUCAUUUAAAUGGAGCGAAUUGAAUGGGAAAAUUUGUUUGUCAGAGUUGAAUUUCGUGGUGAAACGGGGAGAACUUGUGGGAAUUGUUGGAGAAGUCGGCGCCGGAAAAAGCAGUUUAUUGGCUGCAAUUUUGGAUGAAAUGAUCCAGAAAACUGGUAAAGUAACAAAAAGCGGUUCUUUAUCUUAUUCCCCACAACAACCAUGGAUUAUUAACACAACAAUUCGAGAGAAUAUUUUAUUGGGAAAGCCAUUCAACCCUGAUCUCUUCAAAAGAAUUAUUCAAGCAACCGAGCUACAAGAGGAUUUAUCUAGAUUUGAGCAUGGAGAAUUGACAGAACUUGGAGAAAACGGUGUUACUCUAUCCGGUGGACAAAAGGCUCGUUUGGGAUUAGCUCGAGCACUCUAUCAGGAUUGUGAGAUUGUUUUGCUUGAUGACAUUCUCUCAGCGGUUGAUGUGCAUAGAGACGAUCAACUUUUCCGAAAGCUUCUUGUUGAGAAUAAACGGGAGAGAAAGGAGAGCUUUUCUGAGAGUUCAGGUCCUCAUGAAAUCUUGACCCCCGAAGACGAUGAUUUCGUUUUCAAGAACGAAACCCAAAACAACGAGAUGAUGCAAAAGGAGAAUUUGGAGACCGGAAGGGUGAAAAACUCGAUCUACCUAGCUUACUUGAGAACUUUAUCUCUAUCGCUUUCAAUUCUCACCAUUUCCUCGCAAAUUCUUGGCAUCGGGAUGGGCAUUUGGAAGAGUUUAUGGUUAGCAAAAUGGACAAGUGAAACAACGAGUGAUCAAACGAUUUCAAGAAAGGAGAUCGUUCAGAGAUUCGUCGGAUUCACUGGAAUCGGAUUGGCUGAAUCCCUCUUCCUCUUGAUCUCAACCCUGGCUUUGAUGAUCGGUUGUGAGCGGGCGUCUCUUCGUCUCCAUUCCCCAUUACUUCACUCAAUCCUUCGCGCUCCGAUGGAGUUCUUUGACACGACACCAAUUGGAAGAAUAUUGAAUCGAUUGUCGAGGGACUUGGAAGUGAUCGACUCGCAACUGCCUAGAACUCUCUCCGAUCUUUCAGCCAAUUUUUCACAACUACUCCUCAGCAUUACGAUGAUGUGCAUUGCCAUUCCUGAGUUUCUCAUUAUCGUCAUUCCAUUUCUGAUCAUUAACUAUUUAAUUUUGCGUUAUUACAUCUCGGCAGCUCGUCAACUUAAACGUCUUGAAGGAAUAAAUCGAUCGCCAAUUUUAGCGAAAUUUCGAGAAACGAUUCAAGGAGCUGCGAGUAUUAGAGCUUACAAAAUGAUUGAUCGCGAAGUGUACGCAUUUUUUCAUCGAAUUGACGAGUUGGCGCGUUGUCGUUUCCUCUCGUACACCUCGAAUCGAUGGCUUGGGUUACGUCUUGAGCUUCUUUGCAACAUCACUGUUCUCGUCGUUUCAAUCUUUGGCUUAAUCAUGUCAAAAUUUGACGCCAUUUCUCCAUCAAUGCUCGGUUUAUGCAUCUCCUAUGCGUUGAAUAUUUCUGAGGUAUUGUAUUUCGGGGUGAGAAUGGUGAGCGAACUGGAGACGCAAACGAUUUCCGUUGAGAGGAUUGAAGAGUACUCGAGACUACCGUCAGAGAAAAGCUGGCGAUUGUCCACUAAACCACCAUCAAAUUGGCCUUCUAAAGGGCAAAUCACGUGGACAGAUUACUCAUUGAGAUACAGAAAAGAACUCCCAUUGAUCAUCAAGCAAAUCACUGCGAAAACGAGCGAAAAUGAAAAAGUGGCGAUUGUCGGAAGAACGGGAUCUGGCAAAAGCUCACUAGCAAUUGGUUUAUAUCGUUUAAUCGAAUCAACUAGUGGAUCUUUGACAAUUGAUGGAGUCGACAUUUCACAGAUUGGACUACACGAUCUUCGAGAGAACCUCACGAUCAUUCCACAGGAAUCAGUGCUCUUCUCUGGCUCAAUUCGUUUCAAUCUUGAUCCUUUUUUUACCCAUGAUGAUGAUCGUUUAUGGCAUGUGUUAGAGGAAUGUCAAUUGAAAACAUUUUUCGCAAAUACUCAAGAGAAACUCGACUUUCAGAUAUUUGAGGGUGGAUUGAAUAUCAGUAUGGGACAAAGGCAAUUGAUCUGUCUUGGAAGAGCUUUGCUUCGAAAAAGCAAGAUUCUCGUUUUGGAUGAGGCCACAGCCUCUUGCGAUCCACACACGGAUGCAAUCGUGCAAUCAAUUAUUCGUCGAAACUUUAAGAACUCCACCAUUUUAGCAAUCGCUCAUCGACUGAAUACUAUUGCAGACUAUGAUCGAAUAAUGGUGCUCGCCAAGGGAGAAAUCGUCGAGUUCGACUCGCCGCAAGUGCUCUUGUCAAAUAAAAACUCUCACUACUCCCAAUUACUUCGACGAAUCAAUCGAAAACUCAAAGUA
This is a messenger RNA of Mesorhabditis belari, 3984 nucleotides long. The record is from the annotation of a GenBank genome assembly. NCBI's taxonomy places the organism in Eukaryota, Metazoa, Nematoda, Chromadorea, Rhabditida, Rhabditidae.